Leptopilina boulardi is the source of this 1228-nucleotide messenger RNA. RefSeq lists its product as uncharacterized. Gene Ontology annotation, biological process: sleep; positive regulation of voltage-gated potassium channel activity; regulation of synaptic transmission, cholinergic. Bases 101 to 565 code for a protein of 154 amino acids. NCBI's taxonomy places the organism in Eukaryota, Metazoa, Arthropoda, Insecta, Hymenoptera, Figitidae. The transcript has 3 exons. The record is from RefSeq and is a predicted model, not a curated record.
CUGCGCCAUCAAGAUUGAGAGCAUCAGUUGUCAUAUAAACCAACCUCGAUUUAAGGUGAAUUCCAGUAAAAAAUCAACAGUAAAUUUAUCUCAAUUCAGAAUGAAAUUCAUCUUAUUUACAGUGAUUUUUAUCAUAACAUUCACUUCCGGAUACUCUAUUCGUUGCUAUCAAUGUAUUCAAGGAUUUCCAGCUGUUACCGACGAUUCAACAAUUGAAAAUGUGCCAUUACCAAAAAAUCUAUCAUUGCCAGGAGUUGAACAUUUACCAACUGCUUAUUGUAAAACUCCAUUUGAACUUAAAGGAAAUAUUCUUUGCACAGCAGCUCAUCGAUGUAUGAAAAGUGUCACUUACGAAAAAGAUAACAAAUUUAUAAUUCGCUAUUGCGCGCCAAUGAGAAAUGAAUAUGGUUUUGAAGUACAUCCAUCGCCAAAAAAACCAGUUGACAUAACAAAUGGUUGUCAUAAAUUUCGAGCUUACAUUUGCGAUACCGAUUUAUGUAAUGGAUCAACAAAAAUUAGAUAUUCCAAUUUUUUCUUUUUAUUAUUGCCAUUUUUAUUUUAUUGAAAAAAUUCUAAAAAAAAAAAAAAACAAUUUUUAACUAUUAGUAAAAAUCCCGAUUAUAAUUAUUAAUUAUAUAUAAAUAUAUUGUUAUACAGGGGAGUUAAGUGCCAAUAUUUGUGAAAGCUGCGCGACAAAAAACAGUACAAAAUAGAAACCAGAAAUUUUUCUAUUGUUAUGACAAAUUUUUACAACAAAAAAUAUCGAGAGUAAUUUCUAUUUUUCAUUCUUUUAUUAUUUAGUGAUUCUAUUAAAAGAGAUUUUAUUAUGUGAUAUAUUAAAAACUGAACUGCGAUUUGUUAUUAAAAAAAAAAAAAAAAUGUAUAUAGAUUUUAAAUGAAAAUUCUAAAAAAGCGAAAAAUCAAUAGUAACAUCGAUUAAGUAUUAAUUACACUAAAAGUUUUUAAAAUAUAUUUAAAACAUUGAAAUAUUAUAUAUGUAUACAUGAGUUCGAUAAAUAGCUUAUUUAAAAAAAAAUUGUUUUUCUAUUUUUAUUUCUUUUUUACGUUUUAAUUUUCCAUUCAAAUAAGGAAAAUUAUUAAUAUUAAUUUGUUACCAUUAACGAAUGUUUUAUUAAUUAUUUAUUGCCAUGGGGCUAAAUAAAUUAUUUACUAGAUAAUUAUUUUCAAAACUAUAGUUACUAAAUUAUAAAUAUUAAAUAUAUUCUAU